Molecule: messenger RNA, 603 nt
Organism: Vicia villosa (hairy vetch)
Lineage: Eukaryota; Viridiplantae; Streptophyta; Magnoliopsida; Fabales; Fabaceae
Exons: 1
Coding region: 1-603 (200 amino acids)
Source: RefSeq, a predicted model, not a curated record
AUGGCUCAAGCUAUGCAGAAUCAACCUAACGUUGGUGCGAUUGACGAGUCCCGCAGCUUGGCAACUUUCCAAAGAGAGAACCCGCCUACUUUCAAGGGUAGGUAUGAUCCUGAUGGGGCACAAGCUUGGCUCAAAGAGAUGGAACAGAUUUUCAGGGUGAUGGAUUGCUCUGCGACGCAGAAGGUAGGACAUGGUACCCAUAUGAUGGCUGGAGAGGCUGAUGACUGGUGGCUUGAGACUCGUCAGAUGGUAGAAGUUACAGGAGAGGUUGUUACUUGGGUUGUGUUCAGUAGGGAAUUUUUGAGGAAGUACUUUCCGGAAGAUGUCCGCGGGAAGAAUGAAAUUGAAUUUCUCGAGUUGAAGCAAAUAUAUUUGUCGGUGGUCGAGUAUGCUUCUAAGCUUGUGGAAUUGACAAAGUUCUAUCUUCAUUAUAGUGAAGUAACUGCUCAAUUUUCCAAAUGUAUCAAGUUUGAAAAUGGGCUACGCCCAAAAAUCAAGCGAGCAAUUGGAUACCAGAAGAUUCGUAAGUUUUCGGAUUUAGUGGACAUCUGCAGGAUUUAUGAGGAGGAUAGUAAGGCUCAUUACAAGGCCAUGAGUGACUAG